AUGUCUGAAUUACCCCUCCAGAUCCUCCAGGCCGUGGAUAAACACGGCUCUAUUGGCAACACUUUGGAAGCCGAGGAGUUCAAAAAUGUCGAUUCAGGUGCUCUACACGCCUCCUUGGCUUCGCUCUGGGCCAAAGAGAUGAUUGUCUUUGACAAGAUUGAAAAAGACGUCUGGGCCUUGACGAAAGAGGCCGAGGAAUUCUUGACCUCUGGAUCUCACGAAAUUCGUUUGCUAGAUGAGGUUUUGAAGUCUUUGGACGGUCUCAAAAUCAGCGAUGUCAAUGCUAAACUAGGAGCUGUGGGUAAGUUGGGCCAGGGUAAGGCUUUCAAGAACGGCUGGGUUGCCAAGGACGGCGACAAGUUGGUGUCUAAGGUGGACAAGCUUCCGGAGGAUGCUGUGGUUGAGAACUUGAAGCAGAUCAAGGCCACUGGCACCUUGGACGACAAGAAGGAAUUGACCGAGCUCAAAAAGAGAAAGUUGGUUACCAUGACCAAGCAGAUCGGCUACAAGGUCACCAAGGGACCAAAGUUCGGCUUGGAGAUCAAGUCUUACGAAACCGACAUUACCAGCGAUAUGGUCACCUCCGGCUCCUGGAAGGACGCUGAGUUCAAGCCUUACAACUUCAACUCGGAGGGUGUGUUCCCCAACUCCGGUGCCUUGCACCCAUUGAUGAAGGUCAGAGAAGAAUUCAGACAGAUUUUCUUCUCCAUGGGCUUCACGGAAAUGCCUUCUAACCAGUACGUUGAGUCUGGUUUCUGGAACUUCGACACAUUGUUCGUUCCUCAGCAGCAUCCUGCCAGAGACUUGCAGGACACUUUCUACUUGAAGGACCCCAAGCAUGCCAAGAUCCCUGAGGACGGUGCCUACUUUGAAAACAUCAGAGACGUGCACCAGGACGGUGCCUACGGCUCCAUCGGUUACCGUUACCCAUGGAAGGAGGACGAGUCUCUUAGAAUGGUUUUGAGAACUCACACUACCGCCAUUUCCUCUGCCAUGUUGAAGAAAUUGGCUGACGACCCUAAACCCACGAGAUUGUUCUCCAUCGACAGAGUCUUCCGUAACGAGGCUGUUGAUGCUACUCACUUGGCCGAGUUCCACCAGGUCGAGGGUGUGCUUGCAGGCUACGAUAUUACGCUAGGAGACUUGAUCGGUUUCAUGGACGAGUUCUUCUCCAAGAUGGGUGUGGACGGUUUGAGAUUCAAGGCCGCCUACAACCCUUACACCGAGCCAUCUUUGGAGAUUUUCGCUUACCACAAGGGUCUCGGCAAGUGGGUCGAGAUCGGUAACUCCGGUAUGUUCAGACCCGAGAUGUUGGAGCCCAUGGGCUUGCCCAAGAACUUGCGUGUGCUCGGUUGGGGUCUAUCGUUGGAGAGACCCACCAUGAUCAAGUAUGGUGUGUCGAACAUCAGAGAGUUGUUGGGUCACAAGGUGUCGUUGGACUUUAUAGAGACAAACCCUGCUGCCAGGUUGGACGACGACUUGGUUGGUUGA
Candidozyma duobushaemuli is the source of this 1491-nucleotide messenger RNA. It is a transcript of the gene FRS2, whose product is annotated as phenylalanine--tRNA ligase subunit alpha. Lineage: Eukaryota; Fungi; Ascomycota; Pichiomycetes; Serinales; Metschnikowiaceae. The transcript has a single exon. Bases 1 to 1491 code for a protein of 496 amino acids. Gene Ontology annotation, molecular function: ATP binding; tRNA binding; phenylalanine-tRNA ligase activity. Gene Ontology annotation, biological process: phenylalanyl-tRNA aminoacylation. The record is from RefSeq and is a predicted model, not a curated record. Gene Ontology annotation, cellular component: cytosol; cytoplasm; phenylalanine-tRNA ligase complex.